AUACAUUACUCAACUGCAGGAGAAGAGGGGAAGCAUGUCUAUCAAUCUCCAAAUCUAGUGUCUUGGCCAACCAACACCUGAGCCUGCAGCUAAUAUUUAUAGAUUCUGUUUACUCAGCCUCAGCCUGGUUCGGUACGUGUUCGAGUCAACAUCGACGAUAUCCUGUCCUUCCCCGAUCUUCAUAACAAGGCUUUUCGGUUGUUCGAAUCAAUGGAACGACCAUAUUCAGUACGCUUGAGCCCACGAACGGUGACCUGCCUUGCGGAGAGAGGGCACUGGAUCCCGAUAUCAAAGAAGAUCGACGACAAAAGUAAAGCAGAUUACUUCCAGAAGAUCCUGGUGCUCAUGCAGGUCAUAUGGAUGGUCAUGCAAUGCAUUGCGAGGAAGAUCAAGAACCUGCCUCUCAGCUCGUUAGAGGUUCACACUAUGGUUCAUGUGUGUGCGAUAUUUCUUUACUUGUGUUGGUUUAGGAAACCUCUGAAUGUCUUGGAUCCUGAGAUUAUAAACCCAGGAGAUUUUAAAGAGGAUGUAGCUCUCUUGGUUCAACGGCAAUUCUACCCCAACAUGUCAACGAGACUGGCAUUGUUCCCUCAACAACAUCCAGACCAACCGCCUCCUCUAAGGAAGCGCAGCUUGAUGCAGCCAGACUGGGUCACACCGAAACCUUUUAGAAUUAACUUUCAUGAUGUCUCAAGAGUAGAAGAGAUGCAACUUCUUGAAGAAACUCCCGAGUCAUCCUCUCGAAACUGGAUAGGUUGGUCUUGGAUGCGAAGAUUAGCAAGACCUCCGGCGUAUGAAAGACUACCUGAUACCUGGGCGAAUCCACGAUCAGGGCCUUGGGUAAAGCCAGAGCCAGGGCUGCAGAUGUGGCCUGGAGAUAUCCUACCCUCUGGACUCUUAUAUCACUCAGAGUUUGCACAUAUACCUCUUGUACUAUCAGAGCAGUUCCUCAAUCGCUGGGACGCCAUCUUGUCAACCUUUCCAUUCCACGACCGCGAGGCCCUUCUCAAAACAGCGAGUUUUGUCAAGGUGAAUCGCAUCGCCUGGGACUUUGAGAUGAUAAGUCCCCAAGAUGAUGCUGGACCUCAAGCUGGCCAAGAUCUCUUCCUCGCUCGACUACCAGAGUUCAAGCCAGUUCUCGACCCUGCGUACAGAACCAUGCCUUUCAGCGAAGGCAAAAGAAACCUGAAUAUCAACUUCAGCGUCUUCACAGAAAGUGAAGGGGUCUUUGGCCUUCUGGGCUUCUUCCAGCAAUUCCCGUGGCUCGCUGGUCUUGCGCUGCUUCUGUCCGGCAUCUAUGGCGGCGUUCAUCUGUCAGCAUGGAACUGGACCUUUCCCAACUAUGUCGAGCAUCUGAUGUGGAAGAUAAGUUGUCUCUAUAUUGCGGGUGCGUUGGUGUUGUACUUCGUCAUGGCAGUACUCGCUACAGCUGUGAGGACUGAUGGAACAACUUGGCUACUGACUUAUGUCGCAUUCUGGCUUGCCUUGUUUGUCUACAUGGCUGCCAGAGUUUAUGUUGUUUUCGAGUCCUUUUUCAGUUUGAGACACUCUCCUGCUGGAGUGUAUAUAUCACCAGCAUGGGUUCAGAUGUUUCCUCAUUUCUAGUCCAAUAUAUGUACACUAUGUAUGUAUAUAUAUAUAUUCUUCGGGCAUCAAAGACUCAUAAUGUUAAAGUUGUGCUAAACAAGCAAUGGCCAAUGUCUCGUAUAUAAAAUGUGCAAGUAAUUACAAAUAGCUAAAUGUACAAACGUACAAGCAACUCAGGGCAUUAAAGCAUAGCAACUAGACUAUUCAAUAGCCACAACUCAAGAA
This is a messenger RNA of Fusarium redolens, 1812 nucleotides long. RefSeq lists its product as uncharacterized. The transcript has 2 exons. The record is from RefSeq and is a predicted model, not a curated record. Lineage: Eukaryota; Fungi; Ascomycota; Sordariomycetes; Hypocreales; Nectriaceae. The coding region runs from base 211 to 1605 and encodes 464 amino acids.